AUGCCGUCCAAGUCUUUCUGGCCGCGUGAGCUCUUCUACGCGAGCCCACAUCCCAGUACCCUCCCCAUGGGUCAGCAAAUCAACAAGGCGCCUAUGUGCCCCUGCAACGCCUGCUGGAAUGCGCCCAUCGGGUCUCCCUCGCCGCACGCCAAGGCUCCCAAGGCGGCACCGGCCAAGAAGACGACCUCGUCUUCCUCGACUUCUUCGUUGUGGAAAAAGCAAGUGCUCACCGGCAAGCUGAGCCGCAAGGGCAGCGUGGAGAGCAUGUCCUCCAUGAAGCCACUUACACAGGCCAUCGAGCCCGUGCGCACCAAUGGCUCCGACACGGACAGUGUCUAUAGCUUUGAGAAAUAUUGA
Thyridium curvatum is the source of this 357-nucleotide messenger RNA. RefSeq lists its product as uncharacterized. The transcript has a single exon. NCBI's taxonomy places the organism in Eukaryota, Fungi, Ascomycota, Sordariomycetes, Thyridiales, Thyridiaceae. The coding region runs from base 1 to 357 and encodes 118 amino acids. The record is from RefSeq and is a predicted model, not a curated record.